Molecule: messenger RNA, 360 nt
Organism: Naegleria fowleri
Lineage: Eukaryota; Heterolobosea; Eutetramitea; Acrasida; Naegleriidae
Exons: 1
Coding region: 1-360 (119 amino acids)
Molecular function (GO): iron ion binding
Source: RefSeq, a predicted model, not a curated record
AUGGCCACUACUAUUCCAUCACCAUUUAACUGGGACUCUUCUUUCUGCGUUGGUAACAAUGAACUGAAUGAACAACACAAAAAGCUUUUCGCUCUCAUCAACGCUUUAGACGCCAACAGAUCCAGUGCUUCCGCAUUGAAGGAAUUACUUGAUUUUGUCGUUGUGCAUUUCAAGACUGAGGAAGAUUUAUUCGCAAAGGUGAAUUUCUCUGAUUCUGCUUCUCAUAAAGAGACUCAUGAUAAGUUUGUUCAAGAUGCUUUGAAUUUGAAGAGUGUUGGAGAUGCUGAAAUUCAAUUCAUUAAGCAAUGGUUGGUGAAUCACAUUAAGGGAUCUGAUAUGAAGUACAAGGGUGUUCUUUAA